AUGAAGCGCAAUGUUUACGGCCGUGUCCUCUCGAGCCAGUCCCUGCAAAGGUUCGAGCCGAAGAUGAGGUCCGAGGUCGAUAUCUUUCUCCAAAAGCUCGUCCAGGCUGCCGAGGCUGGCCCGGUGAACAUGACGCCCCUGUGUGAACGGCUUGCCAGCGACAUUGCCGUUCAGCUCGGCUUUGGAGUCGACCUUGCGUCGCAAACUGAGUCGGAGAACAGGGUUCUUAUUGACAUAUUCCUGCACAUGAACACGAUCCACAGUGUGUACAUGGCAUGGCCCGCCAUUCGAACCUUGAAUCGGAUUGUCAUGCUCUUCAAUAUGCCCAAGCUUCUCGCGGCAAAGAGGCUCCUCAAGAACAUCAUCGACAGGCGGGCUGCCAUUAAAGAGAAUCUGGAAAGGCACGAUUUCUGGGCCGUUGCAUCGAGAAGCCAUCACGAGUCCGAUUCAGCACCAUUUAAAUCGAUCGAAAAGAGCCAAACAACCUCUUGCGCCCUGAGCGCUGCCUUCUUCUACCUAUCUCGCUACCCUCUUGUCUACGCACGCCUUGCUGCCGAAGUCCGCGAGGCCUUCUCAGACGAGUCCCUCAUACGGGGUGGGCCGCAGCUCCUCGGUUGCAAGUACCUGCGUGCUGUCAUCGAUGAGACGCUCCGCAUGUCGCCACCUACAACGGUGAUGCCCUGGCGCGAAGUGGACCGCCAACUCUCACUCAAAGAGCCCUGUGUGAUCGACGGACACGUUGUUCCUGGCGGGACACUAGUGGCGAUCAGCGCGUACUGCAUUAUGCACAACGAGGCAUACUUCCCAGAGCCGUUCGCCUUCCGGCCUGAGCGCUGGCUCGACGAUACCGAUCCUGAUAGACUAGCGAGAAUGGUGGAGGCUUUCAUUCCCUUUUCGUUCGGUGAAACCGCGUGCCUGGGAAAAACGAUGGCUUACAUGGAAAUGAGCUUGGUCCUGGCGAAGACGCUUUGGCAUUUUGACUUCAAGCAGGCGCCUGGGGAAUCAGGAAAGCUCGGCGGUGGUGGCCCAGGGGGGUGGGACGGUGACCUGCGCGAUCGCGUGGACGAGUUUCAGCUGUAUGAUGCUUUUGUAGGCGAGCACAACGGACCUAGUCUAACUUUGUUCCCCAGGGAGGGGCUCUAG
Molecule: messenger RNA, 1143 nt
Organism: Diaporthe batatas
Lineage: Eukaryota; Fungi; Ascomycota; Sordariomycetes; Diaporthales; Diaporthaceae
Exons: 2
Coding region: 1-1143 (380 amino acids)
Molecular function (GO): monooxygenase activity; oxidoreductase activity, acting on paired donors, with incorporation or reduction of molecular oxygen; iron ion binding
Source: RefSeq, a predicted model, not a curated record